Molecule: messenger RNA, 4194 nt
Organism: Lineus longissimus
Lineage: Eukaryota; Metazoa; Nemertea; Pilidiophora; Heteronemertea; Lineidae
Product: zinc finger protein 59-like
Exons: 4
Coding region: 175-3417 (1080 amino acids)
Source: RefSeq, a predicted model, not a curated record
UACUAAAUUUGUGGCUGGUGUCUCGAUAAAAACACUCUGAGAACUGCGCUAAAACUGAUUACAAUGUCAUUUUAAAGGUGUUAGUUUGAAAGAUAAGAAAAACGAAGAUGUAAAUGAGCCUUCUUAUGUUUUGAAAAGGUCUAGAAUCGACUGACGAUUUGGAUCAACUGCAAAAUGGAGGAGCUGCCAAUCAAAAAAGAACCUGAAGACAAGACUGAAAAGACAAGUGUUAACCUAACUCCUCCUGAAAAAUCAACAGUAGAUGCAGAGGUGUCAAUAGAUCCUGAUGGCCCUGAUACUUUUUCAACCUCCAGACUUUUCUUUGAGCCAUUAAACAGCAAAGAUGCUGCCAAGAAGCCAUGUAGUUCUACUGCAACUAGUGGAGGAGAUGCUGAAGUGGAUGGGGAUUCAGGGAGAGAAAGUGUGGUAGACCAGGAUUGUGAUGAGAGAACUCUGCCGAGGGUCUCAGGUCUUGGUUUUGAUAUGGCUGCAUCAACAGUCAAAUCGGAACCUAACGAAGAUUUGGCUGCUGAUUUCUACAUCACAACGAAUGACUGUGAAAUGGCCGCUGGGCAAGAGGCACUCGGAGACCCCAACCAAACUGCACCAGAUGACACAGAAAAGGCAUCUGGUAGUUGUCAAGUCACAUCACCCAACCCAUGGAAUAAGAAAUCUUCAUUUGUUUCCACUGGGAAAGCUGUAGUUCAGGUCCCAUUAUUCUAUGGCGACGAAAAAAUGGAUGGCCAGAAAAAGUCUGGGAAGAACGUCGAAAAAACCGAGGAAGCUGGUACAGCAGACGAGGGUGACCAGGAUGGACCAGUGCCAUCACUCUUAGUCGAGCUUGUCCCGGGACAGAAAAAACUUCCGCUUGACUUGCGUCGAGUUCAUUCCUGUACAAUGUGCAAUUCUAAAUUUACCCGGAAGGGUUCGCUCAGUCGACACAUGCUGACGCACUCGGCUGAAAAACCUUGGAAGUGUUUAGAAUGUGGGAAGGAGUUUCGUCAGAAAGGAAAUUUAACGCUUCACGAGUUCACACAUACCGGGGCGAGGCCGUACCAGUGCCCCCUAUGUGAUCAGGCGUUCAUUACAAAGACAAAACUGCAGAUUCAUGAGAGUAUUCACCGUGACGAUAAGCCAUGGUGUUGUCAGAUUUGUCGGAAGGGAUUCAAACGUGAUGCGGAUUUGCGCAAACAUCUCCUGAUUCAUUCCGGCGAGAAAACAUUUGAAUGCGAUUUAUGUGGGAAAGCAUUUUUGUUGAAUAGUCAGUUGAAGGCACAUAAAGUUCGCCACAACGGUGAGGAAAAUUUAAAAUGUGAUCAAUGUGGUCGCAUUUUCCUGUUAAGUGGCGACUUGAAAUCACAUGUGUGCGAACCCUUGCCGAUUGUUAUGAAGAUACAGAGACCGAAACGUAAACGUAAACAUAUCGAGAGCGCUGAGUAUGACUAUGAGGUGGCGGCAGAUUCAUCGCCAUUGCCGCCAAAGUUGGACAGUUUGUCCGAUAAGAUUAGGAAACUCUCUAAAGAUAUGAAGGGCAUUUCGGAGGGGAUGAAAGACUCUGAGGAAAAUGUUAAUGAUAUUGGAGACGGGGCGGAGAAAUCUGACAAUGAUGACAAGGUGGAAACUGUUUCCGUGGAAAAAUGUGAAGCAUCCAUGGAAGCUGAUGGUGUGCCUAUGGCAACGUGUACAUUAGCCAUGGCUGCAAAGGCUGUUUCCAUGGCAACUGGGGCAGAGAUUUCAGUAGACACUCUUGAUGAAGGGUCAGGACUGUUAGAAAUUGGUGAAAAUUCCAGCAAUCAAAGCACUGAGGUAAUCAAAAAAGAGUGGAACGAGGACAAUGCUAGUCAAAAGACGCCAAACAAUUCCGAUAAUGAAGCCGAUGCCGACAAAAAAAUUGACUGUAAAAUUUGUGGCCGGCAGUUUGUUCACAAGCAGACGUUAGAAAAACACAUGUUGAUUCACACACAGGAGAAACUACAUAAGUGUGAUAUUUGUGGAGAAGCAUUUACGCAUGGUUACAGUUUGAAAGAACACAAGAUGAAUCAUUCAUUGGUAGCAGACGGCAAACCUUACAAGUGUAAAUAUUGUGAUAUGGUGUUUAAACACGCAAGUUAUUUGAAAAGACACGAGUCGAUUCACACAGGAGAGAGACCUUGGGAUUGCGAUAUUUGCGGGAAGAGUUUCCGCACUAAAUGGCAUUUGACGAGUCAUUCAAAGAGCCAUAGCGGCGAGAGACCUUUUCAAUGUGAGCUUUGUGGGCGUGCAUUCGGGCAUCGUUGUGAUCUGAAACAGCAUAUGCUGGUGCAUACAGGGGAGCGCCCGUAUGUGUGUGAACAGUGUGGACAGAGUUUCAAGUCGAGUAGCCAUUACUGGCAGCAUAUGCGACGUCAUACGGGCGAGAAGCGCCACAAAUGUACAUACGAGGAUUGCGAUAAGGCGUAUACAACACCAUACGAAUUACAACGCCAUCUACAGUUCCAUACAGGAGAUAAACCAUGGAUUUGCGGUGUUUGUGGCAAAGCUUAUAUCGACAAAGCCGUCAUGUUACGACACGAACGUGGCCACACCGGGAUCAAAGAAUACCCUUGUAAAAUCUGUGAUGCUUCCUUUGAUAUGAAAUCACUCUUGAACGAACACAAGUCCAUACACAUAGAAAAUGGUGAUGUUCCAAAGCGCAAGAGGAAGAAAAAGCCUAAAAUAAAUAAAUGUUUUUUAUGUGGGGUGGUUUUUGAAACGGAGGCGUUGUUAGAAGAACAUAAAGUUUUACAUACAGUCUUACCGUAUAACGGCCCUGAGAAAAAAUUUCCAUGUGGAAAUUGUGACGAGCUAUUCGCAGAUGAAGACAUACUUAAGUGUCAUGAACGGACUCAUAAAUAUGUAUUUGAAUCAACUGGUACUAGUGAACCUCAUAAAUCUAGCUGUGCUAGGGUUGGCGAUGACUUUGAGUGCAUGCACUGCCACAAAAUGUUUCCCGAUGAGAUGCUUUUUAAAAUACAUGAAUUGAAACACGAGAUGGAUGGUACGGGUACAUUUGGUCAUGCCAGUAACCCCGGUGGUAAUGGCCAAGGGCAUGUGUCGUCUUUUCCAGUCUUUCCAGAAAGUGUGCAGUGUGAAUCUGGGCCGGUUUUUCCACAAGGUCAUAUUGAGCAUGAUAAAUCCCAAGGAUCGCCACCACAUUGUGCUAAGGAAGAUCCUUCCUCACUUUCCCCGCAAGGGCAUAUUGAGGGCUCUUCCACACCCCCACAGGGUCAACCUGAGCUGGGAUCUUCCCCUGUAUGCCCACAGGGGCUGAUUGAGCAGGGGUCUUCCCUAGUUUCCCCACAAAUUGAGCAGGUGUCUUUCCAAGUUUCUGCACAUAGUCAAAUUGAGCCGGCCUGCUCUCAAGUUUCUCCACCAGGGCAAAUAGAUCAAAAGGUCUAAUUUUCUUCAAAAUGCUUUAAAAAGUUUGAUGGCGGAGGCAAUGCUGGUAAUAUUCUUUGCUUACUGGAAGUUAAACCAUAUGUAAAACUGAUGUGGCCUACUUGUUAGCUGUCGAUAUUGUCAAUGUGUCUGUCAAACUAUUUAAAUUCUAUUCCAUCGAAAUUGCAUAUCAAAUGGUCAAAACCUGAGAUUUUGAUAUGUGAAAUGUAUACUUGUGAGAGAUGUCACUAAGUGCAGAUGAGAAAGUUAGCAACUUCUAGGCUAAUGCACAUGCACAUGCACUAGAAAGUGGUAAUUUUAUCAUGUGGUAUAAUCGGGAAAGCAAAAUAAGGAUAGUCUUUGUGACACUGAAGCUGCAGAAGAUAUCAAAAAGGGCAUGUAUACAGUUAUAAAACCUAGUUGUAGUUAAACUUAUGCUAUGUGAUUUUUACAAUGAAGCUGUUAUCUAUACGGUACUUGAAUGUAUAUUUUUUAUCAUACUCACUGUAUCAAGACAAUGUGUGAAUCUGGGUUUGUCAUACAGAUAUACUAGUACAUGUAUAUCUACAUGAGGUAAAUUAUGUGUACAUGUACAUGUAUGUAUCUAAGUGUAAUGUGUAAUGCACAGGGAAGCAUAUGAUGACAUGCAAAUUUUCAAUACCCACCCCUGAAUGUGACGAAGAUUCAUUAUUACAUAUACAUGUAUAAGACCUACUGUUUUCAUGUCAACUUUGUGUUUUAGCAUCAAUGUACUACAAUCUGUAGAAGGAAAUAAAGUGCAAAAUCUGGAGAGAAAAA